GUGUGUUGGUGGCUGCGAGCAAGAAGCGCAGCCGCCGGUAGGCCGUGGCAGCGAACGGGGCGCCAAACGCCGAACGCGACUCGCAUUCCAGUCUUGCUGGCGACCUCGUCGGGAACCGCGUGCGUCUCGCUCCAACCCCCUUACAGCUGCUCCACUAGCAGGGCAGGCACGGUGCACUUUAUUCUGACUCGAUUGUUUUGUGCUCCAAAGUGAGUCUUCUUGGAUUGCCUGCCGAUUUUCAAGGUGGAGGUUGUUGCUUAGGAUAUCAAAGGUUAAGAUGAAGAUCAGAGACGCACACACCGCUCCUUCCAGCCGGAUACAGCUGCUGACGUCGACAGGACAGAGCUAAACCGGCCAAUGCCAACGGAAGCGAAUUCAGGCUUGAACCACAGGAGGGCGAGAAGACUGCCGCGGCGAGCAAUGAAGGUGUGACUAUGCCGUCGGCAGCCGCUGCUGAGGGCCAUGAGCAAGCUCCGCAGCCACUGCCGCCGCUGCUCGCCGCCCCACCGCAAAGUGCGCCUCCGUCAGCCGAUCGGGCACGUGAACCCAUACGUGCUGCUGCUGCUGGUGUGUCUGGCGUGUCUGUGCGGCGCCGAGUGUCCGCGCGCGUGCGAGUGCAAAUGGAAGAACGGCAAAGAGACAGUGUUGUGUGUGAACGCCAACCUGAGCGUGAUCCCCGAUGAGUUAGACGCCGGGACGCAAGUGCUCGACUUCACGGGCAACGCGGUGGUCGAGGUGGGCCGCGACGCCUUCAGCGACGCCAGCCUGACCAACCUGCAGAAGAUCUACCUGGCCAAGUGCCGUAUCAAAUCGCUGCACCGCUUCGCCUUCCGCAAACUGACCAACCUGGUCGAGUUGGACCUGAGCAGCAAUCAGCUGACCGCGGUGCCGUCGCACAUUUUCGAGUCCAUCUCGGAGCUGCGCGAGAUCAAGCUGAGCGGCAACCCCAUCCAGAGGGUGUCCAACGACGCCUUCAAGAAGGUGCCGCAGCUGGUCAGGCUGGAGAUGAGCGAGUGCCGCCUUGGCACGAUCGAGCAGCGCGCUUUCGCAGGACUGGAAAAGUCGCUGACGUUCCUCAAACUCGACAACAACAUGAUGGUGGCCAUCAAGGCCACAUCGCUGACCGACCUCAAGAGCCUCGCCGGCCUGGACCUUCACAAUAACCCGUGGAACUGCUCCUGUGGUCUCAAGCCGCUCAGAGAGUGGAUGCUGAACGUCAAGAUUCCAUACAGCGUGCCGCCUGUCUGCCAUUCUCCCUCGAGAGUGGCGGGAAAGACGUGGGACAAGCUGGAGCUUGACGAUUUUGCGUGCGUACCUGAAAUCGUAGCCAGGGCCGUGGUGACCAAGGGUGUCGAGGGCAGCAACGUGACCAUGAGUUGCAGAAUCGACGGUGUUCCCGAGCCCAAGGUCAGGUGGUUCUGGAAGAACCGAGUAAUAGCCAAUCUUACGGGGUCUGCGUUCAACCGCAAGACGUACAUGGUGCACGAACUCGGGGACACGGCGAAGGCGAGCAACCUGACCAUUUUGUCGGCUGAAAUCCAAGACGCCGGCGUCUACGUGUGUUCAGCAGAGAAUAAAGCGGGCAAGGUGGAGGCGAACGUGACCCUGGCGAUGUCGAGGAAAGCACCCGAGCCGCCGAUGACCGGUCGGGUGGUUAUAGCCGGAAUAAUCGUUGCCGCCCUUUUCGUCGUCGCUCUGUCGCUAGUCGUCGUUUGUGCGUGCACCAUCCGCAGGAAAAACAACCUUCGGAUGGAGAGGCGGCGUCGACGCGAGGACUCGUACGAAAAGAUCGAACUGAAUCAUAAAGGUGCUAGCAUGAACGGUCGGAACCCCGGCGUCACGGUCAGUGCUGUCAACCUCCAGCAUCACGAGAUCAGAAAGCACGGCGAUUACCGAGGCGUGUCCUGCGUCGACGACCCUGCGGACAACCUGCUGAGGAACAAGUACUCGCCGAAGGACCAGUGGGAUGCCAGAUCGCCUGAUGGGGCCAAUAGCAGCGAGGCUGGGCACAACGCUGACGUGGAGAGUUGCGCUGCGAGCAGAAACAUGGUCAGCGACAGCGAGACCAGCGACCCCGAGACGCUCAAAUCUGGAGUAGCUUCCAGCAUUAGAAGUGGCAGAAGCGAGUUGCCGUCGUACACGUCCGGCCGCGGCCUGCAGUUCUGCUCGUCCGACCUGAGCGGCCUGGCGGAAAGCCGCCACGCCGAACGGGUGCCCAGCAUAGAGAUGAAAGACUUGCACAUCCACGCGCCGCCACUGCCCCCCGACCCCAACGAGGCCAAGUACCAGCCGUACGACCCUCGGUACGGCUCGGAGAGUUUCUGCACGCUGCCGCGGCGGCCGCCAGAGCGUCGGUGGCGCCGCGGCGGCUGUUCGGACAGCAGCCAGUCGCCGCUGCUGCCGGACAGCCGCUACACGAGCAGCAGCGGCGACUCGAUGCGUCGCUUCUCGACGGACAACAUGGUGGCCGGCGGGCAGCGCUCGUCCAGCUCGCUCAACCUGUGCUCGGGCGAAAUGUUCGCCUCGUCUGCCGCUGUCGUGAGUGGCGCCGCUGCAGCUUUCAAUAAGAGACACACACUUACGAGAUUCCCUAGCCUGCCUACCUCUCCCGUGGACAAUGUGCGCGACCAGCCGCCAGUGUACGCGACGCCGGCCACCAAGAGCAAUGUCGUCAACUCUUAUGACUACCACGCGGCCCAACUUGAGCGUUUCCUCGAGGAGUAUCGCUCCUUGCAGGAGCAGUUGAGCAAAAUGAAGGUUGCUCAUUGUUCCCAGGAGACGUGCGACUCGUUGCGCAACGACAACCGCCGCAGCCUCGCUGAGCCGCUGCUGAACGUGAACGCGCUGGCCGACGAGGUGAACAACUCGCGCACCAUCCUGAGCAGUCAGUCUGCGGCGGCGGGCACGCCGGUCAACCCGUCGGCCGAGUUCAGUCCCCAAAACCACAAUACGCCACCCUACUGGGUGCCCAGGACCACGCUCAGACGCUUCAGCGGCACCGGCGGCGGUGCCGAUUUCUACCAAAGCUGAUUGCCCUUCUCUUUGGACGGUGUGAGAUCAAUUUUAAUGUAAAUAUAUUGGUGAAUGUUUCUUUGGUGGUGACGUUUUUAUCACUCGUUGUUGUUGAAUGAGCUGUUGUUGUUACUACGGAGUAAACGCGCGCCCUUGUAUGCAGAAAAAAAAAUAUAAAACUGGGUGGUGCGGCGGAGGUUUGUGGCCGGGCCGCCCGCCCGCCUAUUAUUAUCAUUAUGAUCGUUACCGCGUAUAACACAAUGGGAAAUCGAUAUUUGAGGAAAGCAAGGCCGAGCUUCGGCACCAAGACGGGUUGCUUUUCUUGGGGAGAAACAUUUGUUGUGCCAUCUCAGGCGCGUUAUUGGUCUUUAUUUUCUUUUCAAGUUAUUACAGAAAGAAUAACAAACGCAAAAAUAUCAAGAAUGGAAACUCAUUUCUCAACUGUAGAGCAACUCUUGUAUGAAAAUUAUUAACAUAAAUUAUGCUGUACAAGAAUAAAAAUCUUCCUGUUUUAUUAA
This is a messenger RNA of Cloeon dipterum, 3530 nucleotides long. RefSeq names its product kekkon 3 (gene kek3). The transcript has 6 exons. NCBI's taxonomy places the organism in Eukaryota, Metazoa, Arthropoda, Insecta, Ephemeroptera, Baetidae. Gene Ontology annotation, molecular function: protein binding. The record is from RefSeq and is a predicted model, not a curated record. The coding region runs from base 463 to 3030 and encodes 855 amino acids.